Messenger RNA from Cladocopium goreaui, 522 nucleotides. Lineage: Eukaryota; Dinophyceae; Suessiales; Symbiodiniaceae. The record is from the annotation of a GenBank genome assembly.
CCUUUUUGGAUCCGGGAUCCAAUCCCCAGCAGGCGAUCAGGACCGAGACAUAAAUCCCUGCCAUGACUGGCUGCUGCAACGUCUUCAAGGUUGAGCUCCGAUGGCCCGAGCAGAUAGCAACGUCGAAUUGGUUCCCACCACUGGUCUACGCGAUCUUCAACGGGCUCCUUGCGAUGGUUUUUGUCGCAUUUCUGAUCAUGAUUCUCUCCGACAGCAUCCCAGACAUUGGUGCAUUCUGGCUCAUUUACCUGACAAAUUGGGCAUUGAUCGUGGAAACGAUUGCUAUGGUGAUGCUUUGCAUCUCCACCGCGUGGGGGUACGCCAAGUUGCCUGAUGGCCCCUCGCAGGGAAAGGCUCCCCUCUUUGUUCGCUACACUGUGGCCUUGUGGUAUAUGAUUCAGCCAACGUCAUUGAUUGUGGUGAUUUUGUACUGGACCCUCAUUAAUCCACUUUGGGAUUUACAGCCUGUUGAUCUCUUGGGUCUGUGGGCGCAUUUGCUGAACUGGCUGUGUCUUUUGCUCA